AUGUAUCGUAUCAUGACCCUUGUAUCGCAAUACGUAUCGUAUCGUGACAUGAUUAACGAUACCCGACACUAUAGUAGGCCUACAUUAUAUUUACAGCAAGUAAGUGACCACGGUGAAACGUCCCUGGCAGCACAGCAUAGAAAUCUGGUAUCAGCUUUAACAAAACGCCAGGCUGCGACAUCAUCAGCAUCACCUGGUUCGUCUGAUUCACCCCCUUCACCUCAGUUUAUUGUCUGUGGAUGGUGCCAGAAACCGGGAUUAAAACUGUUUACCCUAAAAACAUCUUCUGGAACCAAACCAUUCUGUAGUGAACUUUGUUUUACACAAUGUCGACGGGCAUCUUUUAAGAAAAAUAAAAUUUGUGAUUGGUGUAAACAUGUACGCCAUACUGUGAAUUAUGUUGAAUACGUUGACGGUGAAAUCCAAUUCCAAUUCUGUAGUGAAAAGUGUCUCAGCCAGUACAAAAUGAACAUAUUUUGUCGUGAAACUCAAGAACAUUUGAACAAGAUUAAGAGCAGUGAUUCGGAAGAGAACAAUAACUGUGAUUCAAAGGAAAAGAAAAUCUUGAUUACACCUGAUUUAUGGUUACAGGAACAGAGUGAUAACAGGAAGGAAUUUAAAGAUUUGUGUGAUUCUGGUGAUGAUAAAGAUAUUCCAAGAAAGAGUGGUCUUUCGGACAGAAGUAGUACUAGAACAAAAUCAGAAACUAACCACAGACACCAGAUAAGGACACAUCAGUCAAGGUCUAAUGCUGAGACAAAAUAUCUGUCAGACUCACCCCUUAAGAAGAGUCGGACUCAACAUGAUUCCAAAGAAGCUCAGAGAUCAAAGAGUCCUCCGAAAACCUCCCCAAAACCAACACCUAUACCGGGUUUACCUACGGGUCCUUUUCUACCCCCAUGGAUUCCACCACAUUUAAUGAGUGGUUUUGGUCACGGAAUGAUGAACCAUCCAUUUUUAUAUGGUAUGCCACCGUUUGGUCAACCAUUUCCAAUGUCUGGUUCGUCUGAUAAUAGAUCCGAAAGUAGAGGUCCGUCGACACCACACGGCCAGAAUUCAUUGUCACCAAGUACGUCAGUUUGUUCAUCUGAUAGUCAGUCAGCUUCCCAAAACCUUGGAUUGAGUUCGACUCCAAGAAAUAACGCUCCACCGCCACCACUACUGCCAGUUGGUUAUCCCCCUCUACCUUUCCCUCACCUCAAUCCGGGCGAAAAUCCCUUUGGUGCCGGAGUCUUUCCUUUGCCACCACAACACCCAUUGUUGUCUAAUCCAGUGAUGCCGUCUGGGACACCACCAGUGACGGUAAUGGUUCCAUUUCCGGUGGUAUUACCAGUGCCGGUUCCUAUACCGCUACCGUUGCCCAUCACUGCCGAGAAAUUAGAGAAAUUCUUCAAGGAGAAAGCAGAUGAAGAAAAGCAGACAAAGGUGCAAAGUCCAAUAAUGCUGAGUAGGGAUCGUCUUGAAAAUAAUAGAUCUAAAUCAGCAGAACCAAGUAGAGCAUCGUCAAUAAAUAAAAAGGAGCGUCACCAAGACGAUUGUCUUCAGUGUGCGACAUGUACAUCUGAUUCAACACGAACACAUAGCAGAAAUUCGGUUGACAUUGGACAAGCUGCCCAGAUCAACUCAAUUCGUGAUAUUUAUUCACACAGCGUUAAACGGUCAUUAACUCAAAAUGUGUCUCCAACCAACUUCACGCUGAAGAAACCUAAACUAGAAAUGAGGAGUGACACAGACGGGGCUAUAGAUCUUUCCAAGGACAGCAUGCGUAAUUUCACUGGGAAAGAAAAUCGCGAGGUAUCAGUUAAAAGUGAAGAUAUCAAACAUAUUUCGGACAAAGUAGAAAAUGAAUAUAUGUUAAAAGUUCCAAAAAUUCACAUUGUAAGUAAUGAAAACUCUUCGAAUGUGGAGCCAGUGUUACCGCUUCCGCCAUCCGAUACAAACUACUCUAGUAGACGCAGUCUCAUUCUUGAUGCUCCCAAUGUACCGAAGAGGGAGCAAAGUCCGUCCCCAGAAAGGCGCUAUGUUAGAACUGUAUCAAGAGACAUGGUGGAAGCAGCGAGAAGAAGAUGUCUCAGAGCCAGAGUCAAAACUAAAUAG
Messenger RNA from Lottia gigantea (owl limpet), 2097 nucleotides. RefSeq lists its product as hypothetical. The transcript is spliced from 3 exons. The record is from RefSeq and is a predicted model, not a curated record. Gene Ontology annotation, cellular component: nucleus. NCBI's taxonomy places the organism in Eukaryota, Metazoa, Mollusca, Gastropoda, Lottiidae. Bases 1 to 2097 code for a protein of 698 amino acids. Gene Ontology annotation, biological process: animal organ development.